AUGUAUGAAAUGUUCUCAAGCGGUCCGGCGAAUACCAGUGGUAAUGGUGUGGGGAAAGGCAGCGGUAUAGGAGCUGGAAUGGGAGGUGGUGUGGGAUCGGGAAUUGUUGGCGGUAUGGGAACAGGAAUGGGAGGUGGUAUGGGAUCGGGAAUGGGCGGCGGUAUUGGAGCGGGAAGGAGAGAUGGUAUGGACGCGAGAAUGGAUGGCGGUGUCGGAGCGAGAAUUGUUGGCGGCAUAGGAGCGGAACUGGGCGGUGGAAUAGGAAAAGUAAUGGGAGGUGGUUUUGGAUCGGGAAUGGGCUUCGGUAUGGGAGCGGAAAUGGGCGGCGAUAUGAGAGCGGGAAUUGUUGGCGGUAUGGGAAAAGGAAUAGGAGGUGGUAUGGGAGCGGGAAUGGGCGGCGGUAUGGGAGAGGGAAUGGGCGGCGGUAAGGGCGGCGGUAUGGGAGCGGGAAGGGAAGGAAGUUUGGGAGCUGGUAUGGGGGCGGGAAUGGGCGGCGGUAUGGGAACAGGAAUGGGAGGUGGUUUGGGAACGGGAAUGGGCGCCAGUAUGGGAGCGGGAAUGGGCGGCGGUAUGGAAGCGGGAAUGGGCAGCGGUAUGGGAACAGGAAUGGGCGGCGGUAUGGGAACAGAAAUGGGAGCGGGAAUGGAAUCUGGUAUUGGAACGGAAAUGGGCGGCAGUAUUGAAGCGGGAAUAAGAGAUGGUAUGGAAGUGGGAAUUAGUGGCGGUGUCGGAGCGAGAUUGGGCGGCGGCAUAGGGGCUGGAAUACGGACUGGUUUUAGGGCAGGAAUGUCCAGCGUUAUGAGAGCGGAAAUGGGCGGUAUCAUGGGAGGCGGUAUACCAAUUGGAAACGGGAUGAGCAUGGGACGAGCGGGUGGUAUUGCGGCGGGCGGCAUUGGAGCAGGUAUGACCACAGCCGAUUUGGCAUUGGAUGGAUUAGGCGUCGGUAUGACUAGUGGCGGAAAGACCAUUGGUGGUUUAAGCGUCAUGACUAAAAUGCCCAUUUCGAUUGGCACAACUCGCAAAGGACUUCACAGUGGACAUGCUGCUGGAAGACAUGGUGGAUUUGGCUCCCUGUUUGCUUGUCGAUUCAUGCACGUCAGGCCAAAGUUCUGCUCCGGGCCAAAAUUAGUUGAAGAAAAAGAUGAAGAAAACGAAGAAAAAAAUUAA
This is a messenger RNA of Mya arenaria, 1167 nucleotides long. RefSeq lists its product as uncharacterized. Lineage: Eukaryota; Metazoa; Mollusca; Bivalvia; Myida; Myidae. The record is from RefSeq and is a predicted model, not a curated record. The coding region runs from base 1 to 1167 and encodes 388 amino acids. The transcript has a single exon.